Molecule: messenger RNA, 660 nt
Organism: Panthera uncia (snow leopard)
Lineage: Eukaryota; Metazoa; Chordata; Mammalia; Carnivora; Felidae
Product: NACHT domain- and WD repeat-containing protein 1-like
Exons: 3
Coding region: 1-660 (219 amino acids)
Source: RefSeq, a predicted model, not a curated record
AUGAGCGUGGGUCCCCUCAGCCCGGGCACCCGCCGGCGGCUUCUCCAGGGUCUGGCAGGCCCCCUCCCGGCGCCUCGGUCCAGAAGUGUGGCCGUCUUCAUCAGCACCGCGAUCUCAGAUAUGGACGCCGAGAGAGAAGCUCUACAGAGCACCGCCUACCCCAAAGUGCAGAACUUCUGCCAAAGGCACGGUCUGAUGUUCGAGGGCCACCGAGCUAAGUGCCCAUGCCGAGGGUUGAACGCGUGCCCCUCUCUCUGCCAGGCCCUUCUCGGUGACCAGUACGGCCCCUGUCCAGUCCCCACGCUGAUCGAGGAGAAGGAGUGGGAGGCUCUGAGGGCCCAGCUGACCUCCAAGCCACGCGACCUGGAGUUGGUAGCUCAACACUUCCGGAGGGACGAGAACGCCGUGCCCCCCGCCUACCUGCUGCAGGCCCUGGGCACCUCGGAGGCCUGUGGGCCCGAAGAGGCCACGCUGACCUCAGUGCUACGCUCUGGAGCCCAGGAGGCCCGGAGGCUGGGCCUCAUCACCCAGGAGCAGUGGCAUCGCUAUUGCUGGUCAGGUGAGGCCACUGGGACGCCCCCUCAGGGUCCACAGGAGAUGCCCCAUGUUCAAACUCGCUCAUUGCAUACUGUCCCAACACCACAGCCCGUACCUCUGUAA